Molecule: messenger RNA, 357 nt
Organism: Plasmopara halstedii
Lineage: Eukaryota; Oomycota; Peronosporomycetes; Peronosporales; Peronosporaceae
Exons: 2
Coding region: 1-357 (118 amino acids)
Source: RefSeq, a predicted model, not a curated record
AUGGUGAUGGAGGAACUCAAGCAGAAGAGAUGGACUAACGGCAAGGAGGCUGUGCGAGCAAUCAAUGAUGUCGCACUAGACACAAGGGAAGUCUUUUACGUACCACUGGUUGCAAUAAUGACGAUCCUCAAGGACGAUGAGCUCGAGAUAAAUUGGACAUCAGGGGCUGUAGAUCCUUCUGAUAAUGAGAGUACUAAAUCUGCUGGUAGCGGGGACGAGUUCGAGGAAGAGACAGAGCUGGAAUUGGUAUCAGGCAUCAAGCGUAGCCGCAAAGAUGAAAAGGGCGAAAUAAUGAACAGUGGAGACGAUAAGAACGUUGUCAAGAAGCAAAAGGCGAAAGAACAAGCUUACACAUGA